Molecule: messenger RNA, 1011 nt
Organism: Rotaria sp. Silwood2
Lineage: Eukaryota; Metazoa; Rotifera; Eurotatoria; Philodinida; Philodinidae
Source: the annotation of a GenBank genome assembly
AUGGCUACUCGUAGAACAAGGAAUAACGAUGAUUUUGAUCAAAAUCAUCAACUUGGUGAACAACAACAGAAACAAGCUAAUGAAGCAAACAUUCUCACUCUUCAAAUUGAAAUCGCACAAUUACAAAAGGAAAAAGCUGAAGCCGAUGCUGAACUCAAUCAAUUUAAAACUGAAAAAGCCAAAUUAGAAGAAGAAGAAACGAAAAACACAGCUCGUUUGAAAGAAUUAGAAGCUCUUAUUCAAAAUCUCAAAGUCGAACAAGCAAAAUUAGAUGAAGAAAUCAACAAACUAGGAGAUGAACAAGAAAAAUUAGAGCAGCAACUUGCGGAACAACAACAAAUACUUGAUCAAAACAAAAAACAACUCGAAGAGAUCAAAGAAAAAUUAGGAGAAUUAAAAGAAAAAUUACAAGAAUUUCAAGACGAAAAAGAACAAUUAGAAGAACAAAGAAAAGUUCUCGAACGAGAAAAACAAGAAAUUGAACAGAAAAUUAGUGAAUUAACAUUACAAAUCAAACAAUUAGAACAAGAAAUUAAAGCGACCAUGGAACGUAUCCGAUUAAUUCAAGUUGAAAUUGAACGAUGUGAAAAUGAAAUACGUCAAAUUGAAGAAGAUAUUCGACGAAAUGAAGAAUUAAUUGAAAAAACCGAACAAAAACUUUCAGAAAUGAAAGACACAUUAGCAAAAUUACAAGAUGAAUGUGAUCGUUUAGAACAAGAAAUUGAAAUAAUUGAAGAUAAAUUAGAUAAAAUUGCACGAAUUAUUGAUAUGAAACAAAAUCGAAAACAAGAAUAUGAACAAUUAAAAAAUGAAUUACUUCAAGAAUUACAAGAAGCUAAACAAAGGUAUGCAGAAAUUCAACGUGAAAUACAACAAUUAAACCAACAAAUACAGCAACAGCAACAAGCUAUACAACCAUUAGAACAAGAAUUUAGAAAACUAGCAGAUGCAAUACGUCAACGUGAACAAGAAUUAAAGAAAAUACUAUCAGAUGCUGAACAAUGGAGGUAA